This is a messenger RNA of Daphnia carinata, 786 nucleotides long. RefSeq lists its product as uncharacterized. The coding region runs from base 1 to 786 and encodes 261 amino acids. Lineage: Eukaryota; Metazoa; Arthropoda; Branchiopoda; Diplostraca; Daphniidae. The transcript has a single exon. The record is from RefSeq and is a predicted model, not a curated record.
AUGGAUAUGGCAGCCCUUAAAGCCAUUGUCCAUGAGAUCAUGAACCUGAUAGGCAAACCAGGACAUUCUGACUGCCCCCGCGGAGGCAACAUGUUCGUUUAUCCUAUCGAUACCACACAACAACAAGCUCUUUUGCAACUUACCCAAAUAGCAGGCCGAACAAUUAUUGCUUCUCUCCCAAAUUUUCUCAAUGGUAAAAAGGGCAUCAUAAAAAGAGUUCCACUCUCAGAAUCUGAUGAAGAUCUCCUCGACGCACUGAAAGACCAAUGGGUAGUAAAAGCGCAGCGGUUUUUCAGAAACAACACUGGCUCUAAAGAACCGUCUGAGUCCGUCCUCCUUACGUUCGACAAAGCCCUUCCAGUCAGGAUUUCCAUCAUCGGUCUUAGCUUCCCGGUUCUUAUCUACUACCCCUUCCCCUACAAAUACACCAUUUGCUUUCGUCUAGGUCAUACAAGAAACUAUUGCUCUAGUCCCAGUGGCACCUGUAAAAACUGCGGUGUAACUCAUGACCCCACAGACAUCUGUAUCCAAAAGUGUAUUAAUUGCAACAGUUUCUCCCACGCCUCCGAAUCUAAGAACUGUCCAAUUUAUGAAGAACUAACCGGCCUUAUCAAAUUCGCCAUAGACAAAAAUAUAACAGUUAAAGAGGCCCGCACACACAUAAGCGGAUCCUACAGCUCAGUAGUCCGUCGUCCAACAGUGUUGCCGCCUGUGCAAACAAGCUCGCCGAACACGAGCCAAAUUGAAAAAAUGAUAGCAGAAUCCAGCUGCUCCAAGAGGAAUUAA